This is a messenger RNA of Prunus avium (sweet cherry), 483 nucleotides long. The record is from RefSeq and is a predicted model, not a curated record. Lineage: Eukaryota; Viridiplantae; Streptophyta; Magnoliopsida; Rosales; Rosaceae.
AUGGAAACGCAAACAUCGUCGUCAUCACCAGUUAUUUUAUUCCCAAGUUUGAAAACACUUGUAUUCGACUUGUUGCCGAAGUGGGAAGAGUGGGAAGGAAUGACAGGGUGGAGUGAAGAAGAGGAUUCUCAUAAGACAAAUACAAUAAUGCCCUGCCUUUCGUCCUUAGAAAUUAUUGAUUGCAAUGUGCUUAAAACACUGCCAAACUUCUUACGAAAUACACCACUGAAGGAGUUGGUCAUCGACUACUCUCAAACACUUGAACAAGGUUGCCGAAAAGGUAGAGAAGAGUGGCCCAAGAUUUCUCACAUCCCAAACAUCAAAGUUGAUAAAGAAUUUGUACAAAAAGACGGAGUUUACCAAACUGAUGAUGAUGAGACGUCAAGUGCCGCUUCCACCUCUUCUUCUGAAAUUAUAUCUAUUAUAUCUACACUUAUUGAAACUGAAGAAGGUUUUGAUUUUCUUAUAUGUCAGCAGUUGAAG